AAGCGAAAUUGAGAGUGGAACUGUGGGAGGUAAAGAGAGAAGAACUGAGAAAGCUCCGGCCUAAGUCGGUUUCCGUCCGUUUUAGCCUUUUAGGGUUCUCAGUUCUCGUCAUUCUUGCGAUCGAAAGUUCAAAGAUCCCUGCAAACCAUUUUAAGUUUCGCAGUCAUACCGACUUGAGAGGGUUGCUGGAAAGAGUGAGCCUGCGGAAGGAGAACACAUUGAUGGAUGUUAUCAAGAUACAGCAGAUCUCGGCAAGGCCGAUUGAGAAGGUUAUAGUUCAUCCUCUCGUCCUUCUCAGUAUAGUCGAUAAUUACAACAGAGUCGCUAGGGAUACUCGGAAGCGAGUUAUUGGUGUCCUGCUCGGGAGCAUCUUGAAAGGAACUGUUGAUGUCACCAACAGCUAUGCAGUGCCCUUUGAAGAGGAUGAUAAGGACCCAAGCAUCUGGUUUCUUGACCACAACUACCAUGAAGCAAUGUUUUCCAUGUUCAAGAGAAUAAAUGCCAAGGAGCAUGUUGUUGGUUGGUACAGUACGGGUCCAAAACUGCGGGAAAAUGACUUGGAUAUUCACGGAUUGUUCCAUGACUAUGUUCCAAAUCCUCUCUUGGUAAUUAUUGAUGUCCAACCAAAGGAACUGGGAAUACCCACCAAAGCUUACUAUGCAGUUGAAGAGGUUAAGGAAAAUGCGACUCAGAAAAGCCAGAAGGUUUUUGUGCAUGUUCCUUCUGAAAUUGCUGCUCAUGAAGUAGAGGAAAUUGGAGUGGAGCAUUUGCUCAGGGAUGUCAAGGAUACAACAAUUAGCACCCUUGCAACAGAGGUUACAGGCAAACUUGCAGCUUUGAAGGGACUGGAUGCACGACUCCGAGAGAUACGUGCCUAUCUCGAUCUUGUUGUUGAUGGAAAAAUCCCCUUAAAUCAUGAGAUUCUGUACCAUCUACAGGAUGUAUUCAACCUUAUUCCGAAUCUCAAUGUGGCUGAGUUAAUCAAGGCUUUUGCAGUGAAAACAAAUGACAUGAUGUUGGUUAUUUAUCUAUCUUCUCUCAUCCGGAGUGUAAUUGCUCUCCAUAACCUGAUAAAUAACAAGAUGCUUAACAAAGAGCAUGAGAAAGUUGAAGAUGCAAAGCCAGCAACUAUUCCAGCUGCUGCUGGGAGCUGAAACAUGGUCCACCGUGCUCGUAGAUUUCCUCCCACCAUAGAGCUCAUGCUUCAGGUGCAAAGAGUGCCCUAUUGUGUUCCCCUGUAGAUUCACUGUCAUAUCUCAGCGGGACUUGAGGGAGCAUGGAUCUGAAUCUAUUAGUAGAUCCAUCACCCUCUUAGGUUUUCAUUUUCCUUUUAAAUUUCUAUGUAAUUAGGUUAUGCUUGUACUGAUUCUCCCCAUUGGUGUGGUGGGAGAGAUUCCUCCCGCAUUGGCAGUGUGGACAACGCUUUCCCUUUUUUAUUUUAUUAUUUUAUUUAACUAUAUAUCCCAUAUACAUACACUCCACUAGUAAUAUGCAUUCGCUUA
Molecule: messenger RNA, 1502 nt
Organism: Macadamia integrifolia
Lineage: Eukaryota; Viridiplantae; Streptophyta; Magnoliopsida; Proteales; Proteaceae
Product: 26S proteasome non-ATPase regulatory subunit 7 homolog A-like
Exons: 10
Coding region: 222-1154 (310 amino acids)
Biological process (GO): proteasome-mediated ubiquitin-dependent protein catabolic process
Cellular component (GO): proteasome regulatory particle; proteasome complex
Molecular function (GO): protein binding; metallopeptidase activity
Source: RefSeq, a predicted model, not a curated record